UCACUCACGACUCAUCUAUCUCGUCUUCACCAUUCUUCUCACUUCUUCUUUUCUCCUUAUAUUUCAUUUCGUCCACAUAACUAAAAAAAAGGAAUUAGCGAUGAGAGGAAGUGGCGGAGAAGAAGGAUCGGAGUCGAGAGUUGCACUGUUGAAAAGUUCUCACACGGGGGAAGAAGACGGUGAAGGAUUGAAGAAUAGAAUUUUGGUUGAGACAAAAAAGCUAUGGCAAAUCGUUGGACCGGCCAUAUUCAGUCGACUAACGACAUAUUCGAUGCUUGUCAUCACUCAAGCUUUCGCUGGUCAUCUCGGCGAUCUCGAACUCGCAGCCAUCUCCAUCGUUAAUAACGUCACCGUUGGCUUCAACUUUGGCCUCUUGCUUGGAAUGGCGAGUGCGUUGGAAACGUUGUGUGGACAAGCGUUUGGAGCGAAGAAAUAUUAUAUGUUGGGUGUUUAUAUGCAGCGUUCUUGGAUUGUUCUUUUCUUUUGUUGUGUCUUGCUAUUACCAACUUAUAUUUUCACAACUCCGGUUCUCAAAUUUCUCGGUCAACCGGACGAUAUUGCUGAGCUUUCCGGUGUUGUCGCCGUUUGGGUCAUCCCUCUUCAUUUCGCCUUCACUUUGUCUUUUCCCCUUCAACGUUUCCUCCAGUGCCAGCUCAAAAACCAAGUGACUGCGUAUGCCGCAGCCGUUGCAUUGGUAGUUCACAUUUUAGUGUGUUGGUUGUUCGUGGACGGACUUAAACUAGGAGUCGUCGGGACUGUGGCUACGAUUAGUAUCUCGUGGUGGGUCAAUGUUCUUAUUCUAUUGGUUUACUCUACUUGUGGCGGUUGUCCACUUACUUGGACCGGCCUCUCCUCUGAAGCCUUAACCGGACUUUGGGAAUUCCUUAAACUCUCUGCUUCUUCCGGCGUCAUGCUUUGUUUGGAGAAUUGGUAUUAUCGGAUUUUGAUUAUAAUGACUGGGAAUCUUCAGAAUGCUCGCAUCGCCGUUGACUCCUUGUCCAUAUGCAUGGCGAUAAAUGGUUGGGAGAUGAUGAUACCUCUCGCUUUCUUCGCCGGAACCGGUGUUCGUGUGGCGAACGAAUUAGGAGCUGGUAAUGGCAAAGGAGCAAGAUUUGCGACGAUUGUCUCAGUAACACAAUCGUUGAUAAUCGGAUUGUUUUUUUGGGUGCUAAUAAUGCUUCUCCAUAACCAAAUCGCAUGGAUCUUCUCUUCGAGUGUAGCCGUCUUAGACGCCGUUAAUAAACUUUCACUUCUGUUAGCUUUCACCGUUCUUCUUAACAGCGUUCAACCGGUUCUUUCCGGUGUGGCUGUUGGAUCGGGUUGGCAAUCGUAUGUGGCAUAUAUAAACUUGGGAUGUUACUAUUGCAUUGGUGUUCCACUUGGGUUUCUCAUGGGCUGGGGUUUUAAACUCGGCGUCAUGGGAAUUUGGGCUGGUAUGAUUUUUGGAGGAACAGCUGUUCAAACAAUGAUCUUAGCUUUUAUUACAAUGAGAUGUGAUUGGGAAAAAGAGGCGCAGAAAGCAAGUGCUCGUGUUAACAAAUGGUCCAACACAAUAAAAUGAUUCAAGAUUUCGUUGGGUCAAUUUUGCAGCAUAAUUUUGUUUUGGAAAACUGGUAUAUGUUUGUAUCGAAAUGUGAUACAAUAUCUUAGAGCCGGUUUAUAAAAUUACAGAUGGUCUCUGUAAACUGCAAUUACUGCAACAUGGCCUUUGUGAUUUUCUUUUUAUAGCAUGCCUUGUAAUAUUAUUAGUAAAAUGGCUAAAUAUUG
Molecule: messenger RNA, 1767 nt
Organism: Arabidopsis arenosa
Lineage: Eukaryota; Viridiplantae; Streptophyta; Magnoliopsida; Brassicales; Brassicaceae
Source: the annotation of a GenBank genome assembly